AUGAGGAUAUCAACUUUUACCCCUGAGGAUGCAUUUUUGAAUCCGUGCAAGGACCUUAUAGUGUUUCGGCGAAGCAUUUUUAGCGCUUUACAAAAUGAAUGUACACAGCACAUUCCAAUCAAGGGUUGUGUCAACAGUGAUUCCGAAAUGAACUCCCUAAUUGAUGACAUGUAUCUAUUGAAGCUAGAUCCGUUAAAGUGGAAAGAGCAGGAUCAUUAUCGCUUAUUGGGACUAUCAGAUAGGCGUGAAGAGGCCACUGGCGCCGAAAUCAAAGCCGCAUAUCACAAGAUGGUUCUUCGCUACCACCCAGACAAACAGCAGCAACAGCAGGGAGAAAAUGCCUCCAAGUAUGAGACGAACUGCAAUAUUUUCAAAUGCAUCCAAAAGGCAUAUGAAAUCCUGACAGAUCCCCAGCAGCGCCAUGCUUUCGACUCGGUUGAUCCCAAAUUUGACGAAUCGAUUCCAGACCCGAUAUCGAAGAAGAAGUACGAGUCCGACCCAUUGGCUUUUUACAAGAUCUUUAUUCCCGUGUUCAAUGCAAAUGCAAAGUUUUCAAAGAUAAAACCGGUCCCAUUUCUGGGAAAUCCAUAUUCCGCUCGAAAGGACGUUGAGGCCUUUUACACGUUUUGGUAUAACUUUGAUUCCACAAGAAGCUUUGAAUAUUUGGAUGAAGAGGAUACUUCCCAGGCUGAUAACAGAUAUGACAAGAGAUAUUUGGAAAAGAAGAAUAAGACUGCAAGGCUGAAAAGGAAAACCGAAGACAAUGCACGCGUUAGAAACCUUGUGGACAAUGCAUUCCAAAGUGAUCCCCGUUUGAAAAUAUUCAAAGAAGAGGAUAAGCGAGAAAAAGAGGCACAAAAGAAGCUCAAGGCAUCGUCCCUUGCACCGAAAAAGGCCGCCCUUUCUUCGCCCUCAAAUACGGCAAAUGACAUAGCAAGCAGAAGGUUGGCCGAAGAGGCCGAAAAGUCCAGGUUGUUGGAAAUUAAAAAGCAAAAGGAGCUGGAAAGAUCCGUUCUUAGGCAAUCAAGAAAAGAAAUUCGCUCGAAACUCAAGGAGCAUUCAUUCUUUACACCCUCGGCCGAUUUGGAUUUGUUAGAAAAGCGCAUUGCCAUGAUCCAAUGCAAACUUGAAAGCUUCUCCUCUCUUGAAGAACUCGAUGUCUUUUCAGCAUUUAUUUCAAAGCAAAUCCAGAUAUGUCAGGAGACCGGGAAUGUUGACUCGUUUUACAAAAACUUUGAAUUGAGCACCACGCCUUCUUUGGCAGCGCAAAAACACACAAAAGAAAGCACAGAAGAAAGCCAGGGCCCCAUCAUUGUUACAGCAUCUGCUGAUGCGCCAAAUUCAAAUCGAAAAAUAGAGACCGAGUGGAGCGCUUCGGAAAUUCAAUGCCUAAUCAAAGCAUGUAAUACAAUUCCAGGAGGAACCAGACUGCGAUGGGAAAAAAUUGCUUCUUAUGUGAGGGAACAUGCCGGUGUCUCUCAUACCCGUUCGAAUGACGAAAUCAUCGAAAAAAGCAGGGAGAUCCAAAAGCUGGGCAAAUCUGCACUUGAUAAGCUCGAUGAUAACGAACUACAGCUCUCGAUAAAGAAAAAAAUCGACCCUCGAGUUGAUAUGCCCUCCGUGCCUUCGUCCAAGGACCAUGAAAGUGUUCAGCCUUGGACAAAGGCCGAGCAGCUACUCCUCGAAGAGGGUCUUAGAAAGUAUCCUGUUUCCAUCGAAAACAGAUGGGAUCUUAUUGCAGAUGCUAUUCCUAGCAAGACCAAAAAGCAGGUCAUUGAGCGAUUUAAAGAAAUUGCCAAAUCAGUCAAAGCUGCAAAGAAGCCCUCAGGAUGA
Molecule: messenger RNA, 1833 nt
Organism: Mitosporidium daphniae
Lineage: Eukaryota; Fungi; Microsporidia
Exons: 1
Coding region: 1-1833 (610 amino acids)
Biological process (GO): 'de novo' cotranslational protein folding; regulation of translational fidelity
Cellular component (GO): cytosol
Molecular function (GO): ribosome binding; Hsp70 protein binding
Source: RefSeq, a predicted model, not a curated record